AAGCGAAAAAUGCCGAAAAUCCUUAAAGAAUGUAUGUUAAAGCCCGCCUCUUCCGAACACCCACCGAUACGCAUCAACACGGAGCAAACGAUAAUCGGGCGAAGCCCGGAAACAUUAAUACAGGAUGCAAACUGUUCACGAAAGCAAGUGUGUCUGAAGGCGAAUCUAAAGGAAGGAUAUGUGCUGGUGAAACCACUCGGGUUGAAUCCAUCGGUGCUGAAUGGUAAAGAGCUGGAAAGGAACGUAGCGCAUGAAGCGGUCCAUGGCGAUACCAUUGAGCUAUUGCCAGGAAUGUACAAGUACGUGUUUGAAUUCAUAUACGAAACGAUUGCGAGCCCGCCGGACACUUCAUUGCUUAAAAGCAAACAAAGCACCGGAGAAUCUAUUGAUGCUAGCAAACAUUCACAUCGAAAUAGCACCAGUAACAGUAAACGCUCGCGGGAGGAAAGUUCGCCUAGUGGAGUUACAUCGAAACGCUCGCGGGAGGAAGGUUCGCCUAGUGCAGUUACAUCGAAACGCUCCAAGGGAACUGCCGAACCUUCCCCAUCGGUAAAACAGGAAUCCAGACCUAGGCCAUCCUCGGCACCCACUAUGAAAGAUAAGUGGGAAUCGUUGGACGAUAAACUCCUUCACAUCUACACCAGUGCCGGUGUGGUGGCUUCGGAAAAGAUAGCUGCCUACGAUAUGGACGGGACGUUAAUUAAGACCAAAUCGGGCAACGUGUUCCCCAAGUCAAUCGACGAUUGGCAGAUCGCAUUUCCGGAGGUACCGGGUAAGCUAAAGUCGCUCCACCGUAACGGUUUCAAGUUAGUGAUUUUCACAAACCAAGCCGGUAUCGGCAAGGGAAAGGUGCGUAUCGAAGACUUUCAGCAAAAGAUUGUAGCAUUGGUGCGCAAACUGUCCGUUCCGAUGCAGGUGUUCAUUUCGACCGGAUCGGGCAAAUAUCGAAAGCCACGGACGGGCAUGUGGCAAACACUUUGCGACAGUAAAAACGACGGUGUGCCUAUCGAUCGAGUGCGUAGUUUCUACGUGGGCGAUGCAGCCGGUCGGCCGGAGCUGAAAAAACCCAUCAAGCGAAAGAAGGAUCAUUCAUGUGCCGAUCGACUACUGGCUAUUAACGUCGGUAUUACCUUCCUGACACCGGAGCAACAUUUCCAAAAUCUGCCCGAUUCCAUCUGGACGAAACCGGAGUUCGACCCGAAGGAGGUUUGCAGUUUGGCAGAGAAUGAAACGUUACUCUCACCUGCCGGAGCGUCGCUCACUAGUCCGGGCCAGGAGGUGAUCGUAAUGGUUGGUUUUCCGGGUUCGGGUAAAAGUCACUUCGUCCGCCAGCACCUCGCACCCAAGGGAUACGAAAUAGUUAAUCGUGACACGCUCGGUUCGUGGCAGAAGUGUGUAACACAUAUGGAAGCGUGUCUUCGAAAAGGCAACAGCGUCGUCAUAGACAAUUUGAGCCCGGAUGUGGAAAGCCGGAAACGGUACGUGUUGGUGGCCAAUCGUGCAAAAAUCCCUGUGCGCUGCUUCUUGAUGGAUGUCGAUUACAAACACGCCCGUCACAAUAAUGAAUUUCGGCAGAUGACUGACCGUUCGCAUUCAAUAAUCUCGGAAAUGGUGUUUAAUUCGUAUAAAUCCAAAUUUCAACAGCCGACCCAAGCGGAAGGAUUCGCCGAAAUUGUAAAGGUUAAAUUUGUACCAAAAUUUACUACGAAAAGCCACGAAGAACUUUACCGCAUGUUUUUGCUGGAAAAAUAGAAAGCGGAUUGAGCGAGGGAACACUUUCCACCAUACCUUGUUCCUUGUUACAACAAAUAGCGUACCUAUACAGUUUCAUUUAAAUGAAUUUGAGAGCCGUUAUGCAUCACUAUUCGCGCUAGUUUAGACAUUAAUCAGAAAUAAAGAUAAUAUGUUAAUUUCACCCCAAAUCAAAGAUCAACUA
Anopheles moucheti is the source of this 1936-nucleotide messenger RNA. RefSeq lists its product as uncharacterized. The coding region runs from base 10 to 1752 and encodes 580 amino acids. Gene Ontology annotation, biological process: DNA repair. The transcript has 3 exons. Lineage: Eukaryota; Metazoa; Arthropoda; Insecta; Diptera; Culicidae. The record is from RefSeq and is a predicted model, not a curated record. Gene Ontology annotation, molecular function: protein binding; double-stranded DNA binding; polynucleotide 3'-phosphatase activity.